This is a messenger RNA of Microtus ochrogaster (prairie vole), 3354 nucleotides long. RefSeq names its product Bardet-Biedl syndrome 1 (gene Bbs1). Gene Ontology annotation, biological process: non-motile cilium assembly; protein localization to cilium. The record is from RefSeq and is a predicted model, not a curated record. Gene Ontology annotation, cellular component: centrosome; axoneme; BBSome. Gene Ontology annotation, molecular function: patched binding; smoothened binding. Lineage: Eukaryota; Metazoa; Chordata; Mammalia; Rodentia; Cricetidae.
AGCCGGGACAAUUUCAUCCCGGAACGUUUGUUUCUGUGCUUUCGGGUGUCCGGGUAUUAUUGGGCGUGCGCUACGGCGGAGGUGGUUGCCACGGCGACGCCUGGAAAGAUGGCUGCGACGCCUUCAUCGGAUUCCGACAGCGGGAGAACUGAGAGCAACGAAGCCAAUUCGAAAUGGCUGGACGCGCACUACGACCCCAUGGCCAACAUCCACACCUUCUCCUCCUGCUUGGCCCUGGCAGAUUUGCACGGCGAUGGGGAGUACAAGCUGGUGGUGGGAGACCUUGGUCCAGGUGGGCAGCAGCCCCGCUUGAAGGUGUUGAAAGGCCCGACAGUGCUGACCGAAAGCCCACUGACUGCCCUGCCAGCAUCUGCUGCCACCUUCCUCAUGGAGCAGCAUGAACCCAGGACACCAGCCCUGGCGCUUGCUUCAGGACCAUGUGUCUAUGUAUAUAAGAAUCUUAGACCUUACUUCAAGUUCAGCCUGCCCCAGUUACCUCCAAACCCUUUGGAACAAGAUCUUUGGAACCAGGCCAAAGAGGACCGGAUCGACCCCUUAACCCUGAAGGAGAUGCUGGAGGGCAUCCGGGAAAAGGCAGAGGUGCCUUUGUCUGUACAGUCACUCAGGUUUCUGCAGCUGGAGCUGAGUGAAAUGGAGGCAUUUGUGAACCAGCACAAGUCCAAGGUUAUCAAGCGGCAGACAGUCAUCACCACCAUGACGACCCUAAAGAAGAACCUGGCGGACGAAGAUGCAGUGUCCUGUCUGGUGCUGGGCACUGAGAACAAGGAGCUCCUAGUACUUGACCCUGAGGCCUUCACCAUUUUGACCAAGAUGAGCCUACCCAGUGUCCCUGUCUUCCUGGAGGUUUCUGGCCAGUUUGAUGUGGAGUUCCGGCUGACUGCUGCCUGCCGAAAUGGGAGUGUCUAUAUCCUGAGAAGAGACUCCAAACACCCCAAAUACUGCAUCGAGUUGAGUGCCCAGCCUGUGGGGCUGGUCCGGGUACACAAGACCCUGGUGGUGGGCAGCACCCAGGAGAGCCUGCAUGGCUUCACUCACAAGGGUAAGAAGCUGUGGACAGUGCAGAUGCCUGCAGCUAUCCUGACCAUGAAUCUCCUGGAGCAGCGUUCCCGGGGCCUACAAGCUGUCAUGGCUGCUCUGGCCAAUGGGGAAGUCCGCAUUUACCGUGACAAGGCCCUGCUUAAUGUCAUCCAUGCCCCUGAUGCAGUAACGAGCCUUUGCUUUGGCCGAUACGGUCGAGAGGACAACACCCUCAUCAUGACUACUCGAGGUGGUGGCCUGAUCAUUAAGAUCCUGAAGCGUACAGCAGUGUUUGUAGAAGGGACAGGUGAGAUGGGCCCACCACUAGCACAGACCACAAAACUCAACGUGCCCCGAAAGACCCGGUUAUAUGUGGAUCAGACCCUGCGAGAGCGGGAAGCUGGCACUGCCAUGCACCGAACCUUCCAGACAGACCUCUACCUGCUGCGCCUGCGGGCUGCCAGAGCCUAUGUACAGGCCCUGGAGUCCAGCCUGAGCCCCAUGUCAACCACAUCUCGGGAGCCACUCAAGCUGCACGCUGUGGUUCAAGGCCUGGGCCCCACCUUUAAGCUUACACUUCACCUACAGAAUACCUCAACAGCUCGGCCAGUACUGGGGCUGCAGGUCUGCUUCUUGUACAACGAGACACUCUAUUCCCUGCCCCGGGCCUUCUUCAAGGUUCCUAUGUUGGUGCCAGGACUCAGUUACCCACUGGAGACCUUUGUGGAGAGUCUCAGUAGCAAGGGCAUCUCAGACAUGAUCAAGGUGCUGGUGCUCCGGGAAGGCCAGAGUGCACCCCUGCUGAGUGCCCACAUCAACAUGCCUGUGAGUGAGGGGCUGGCAGCUGCUUGAGCCCUGGGCCAACACUCAAGCCUUCACAGAAAGGAGCCAGCCAGAUCCAGUGACUUCCAGUGUCCCCCAGGCCACACCCCCACACAGCGGGGUACUGAGGCUUCAGCUUCCUGUUCCUCUCUGAAACAGUCUCUGCUCCCCACUUUUGCCUCUGGGUCUGAGCCACAAGACAGGGGAUGCUCAGAAUCAGCUCCUCCUCCCUCAGAACCCUCCUGAGCACUGUCCCACAAUUCCUGCUGCCUACCACCCUCCCUAGCUCUUUAAAGAAAUCUCCCCAGGUCCCAGGAAGAGAACUGAGGUGAUCAAAGUGAGCAGAGGCCCAAUCCUUCCUUCCACUCAUCUGUUUCAGAUCAAGAACACAAUUGCUCAGGGCGUUGAUUGGCCUGGGAAUUCGGCUGAGACUGAGUCCCUGCUGCCCUUUAAGGUUUCUGCCAGCUUAGCUCGCAGGCACUUGUACUAAGCAUUCCUCGGGAAUGAGGGGCUCUAUUUUUCUACCUUGCUGCUCAGGAGCACAGGGCUCUGUCCACAAUCUGAGACUAGCCACAAAGAUUGCCAGAGGAGGAGUGCAAGAGGUAGAGGGGAUCCAUGUGAGGAGCUGGAGGUCCCAGCCGCAGCCAGAGCUCCCACACAGCAGCUGCUCCUGCCCUGAAUGCUCGAGUCGAGUCCAGAGACAUCGUUCCUGAAAUGGAAUACCAAGCUAGAUAGCACAGCUAGGGCUAGUGGCUUGAGGCGGACUAUUUCAGGGACCCGGGAAGUGACCCAAGAAGCAGAUGCCAACCAGUACCUAUGAGGAUCCACUUAGCCCAAACGGUCCAGAGGGUGGAAUGUUUUCUGUGCCGUGGCAAAAAUAUGCAUGAGGUCCCUGGAAAAGGUGCACAUUAGGGGUCUAGAAUGAAGGAGAAGACUAAACAAAGGUGUAUUUAGAUGCCAGCGGCCCCUGGCCCUCCUCAAAGACCAUUCUGAACAAUUUGAGAAUCGGGCCCUGCUCCAUGGAGACCAACAUUUUCUCCUGUCUGACCAGGUUGAUCCUGGUGUGUGGCACACAGCUCAGGCCUGCCUCCUCAGGCUUCUUUCUCUCUCCAGUAAAAGAAGAGUUUAACUGGAUUAAUUCCGAACAGCUCUAACAUCAUCAGAGCUUGGCAGCUCCUAGGGAGGAAGGCAAAAAAACGUUCCAAAAAGGCUAUACUGAACUGCAUGACUUUUGCUCACAGGACCAAUGGGUCCAAUCUGGCCAGUACUGCCCAGUGACAGCAUCUGAAUCCACUUGGGGCCCAGGAUGACACUGCCCACCUUGACCCUUCCAGAGUACUUGGAAGUUAGGCUAAGAGACAAUGGGCCUAGACCAUCCUCCUUCCCAUAUUGCCCAUCUGUAGGGGAGACCCAGCCAAUCACCUUGCUUGCAGGGGCGGGGUCCCCUGAGGAUAUUUUUUACUUAUAAAGAUUGCGGGUGUGCUCCCCUCCUCC